Molecule: messenger RNA, 4254 nt
Organism: Clupea harengus (Atlantic herring)
Lineage: Eukaryota; Metazoa; Chordata; Actinopteri; Clupeiformes; Clupeidae
Gene: rprd2b
Product: regulation of nuclear pre-mRNA domain containing 2b
Biological process (GO): mRNA 3'-end processing
Molecular function (GO): RNA polymerase II complex binding
Source: RefSeq, a predicted model, not a curated record
UUGUAUAGCUUUAAACUGUUUCAUCUGGUGCAUGUCCAUGCUUGUUUCCAGAAACUUGCCAGUUUCGAGACAAUUUGGUCAGGUCCGUGUCAGUGCACUUCAGGCAAGGCAUCACAAUGCAAUACAUCUGCAAACACUCACCUGUCCUUAGUGGCUGUGCUCGUUGAGCUACUUUACAAUGAUCUAUGGGAGUGGUGAUACAGCAGAUACUCACUAGCCUAACUACAAGUGAGUUUAAAGUUCUGCACUGCAGGCAUUCAGCGCUUCCUCGGCGACAGUUCGUAAUGUCAGGAGAUUAUUUUUAAAAUAUCUCUUGGCUGUGGUUCUGCCUGUCGUUAGGGGGCGUGUAGACUCUCUAAGCUUGCUCCUGCCCUGCUAAUGCAAGUAGAGCUUCAGCAAAGCGACCAGACUGCAGAUACUACUGGAAACAUGGCGGCUGGGCCCGGAGCGGCCAGCAGUGGCCACAGUGGUGGCCGUGCCUCCGGCGGUUUUGAGGCUUCUCUAGACCGUCGCUUUCAAGGAAUUUCAAAUACAAUGGAUUCAAUACAAGGAUUGUGCAGCUGGUGCAUCGAAAACAAGAAACACCACAGCCUUAUCGUGCGUUACUGGUUGAAGUGGCUCAAGAAAUCUGAUGCAGCACACAGACUGAACCUGUUUUACCUGGCCAACGAUGUCAUUCAGAACUGUAAGAGGAAGAAUGCCAUUGUGUUCCGCUCCUCCUUCGCUGAAGUGCUCCCGGGGGCCGCCCUGCUGGUCAAGGAUGCUAAAGUGCAUAAGUCUGUGGAGAGGAUCUUCACCAUCUGGCAGGAGAGAAAUGUUUAUUCUGAGGAGUUGAUCACUGAGCUCAAAACCAACCUAGUGAAGAAGGAGCCGCCCCCUCCUGCAGCACCACCGGUCAAUCCAAAAACUGCGCUGAAGUCGAAGGUUGUUGCAGAAUUUGCACCACAGGCGUUCAUUGAUCAGUUGUCCAGUCACCAGCGAAUUCUGGAGGAGACUGACCUGAGGCAGAAGCAGAUGGCUGCCCUCAGAGUGGACGUCUGCAAUCUUAACAGUGCAGAGGCCCUCAAAAGGCUCAAAGAUAAAGCUGGAGGUAACAAGUUCUCUACGGACUUUGAGGACGGCAGCUCCAAGCUGCAGGAGUUUGUGACGUUUCUGGAGGGACAGAUGAACUCAGGUCCCCCCCUGCUGGAGGCUCUUAGUAAUGCAGACAUCUUCUACGAGAUGCAGUACAAAGAAGUCAAGAUCGUCGCUAAUGCCUAUAAGACGUUUGCCAACCGCGUGUCCAACCUGAAGCGGAAACUGGAUGCCCUCAGGGGCACUCUGCCAGAUCCGGAUGACUCGCCCAUCCCCUCACCCUCUGAAGAUGCCCCCUCACCCACGGGCUCCGAGUCACCCUUCCAUGGCCUGAUCGGGUCCAGGGGGGGCCAUGACCACCCAGAGCUGGACAGGAGGGGCAAGGACCUGCAGUCGGACAACAGAGACGUGGAGGACAUGGAUCUGUCCGAGGAGGAGGAGGAGGAGGAGCAGCCAGCCAUCUCGGGCAUCAUAGUUGGGGAGAGGAAGGAGAAACCAUCCGCAUCAACGGUAUCCAAGACGACCACAGCUCCACCUCCAGCAGCCUCCAAACUCACAUCCACUGCAGCCAAUCCCACAAAGGCACCAGCGGAGCGCUCAGCCAAUCAGACGCCCCCAUCAUCAACCGCACCUACACAGACCACACCCACCAUGGUGUCUGGCCCCUCCCCUCUGCAGGUGAACCUGGCCAAUGUGGACCUGGGCAAAAUCAGCUCCAUCCUCAGCAGCAUUACCAGCGCCAUGAAAGGCUCAGGAGUGAGCCCGGCUCCACGCCCUUCUCCAACGACACCCACCACCCCUUCCAGCCAAUCCACGCCCUCCAAGACUCCAGUCCCCGCCCCCGCCACCCCUCCUGCAGCCAACCCGCUGGCAAGCAUCCUGUCGCGUGUGGACAUCACCCCAGAGGGCAUUCUGAGCGCGCUCAGUAAAACUAAGGGCCACAGCCCUGGCCUGCAGGGACUGUCCUCGUAUCUACACAGUGUAUCCGGAACCUCGACUGGGAGUCAGAGUACCACCAGUGCCUCCACCUCAACUCCACAACUUUCCUCCUCAUCCACUGUCACCACAGCAACGGCCACCGCUUCAACAACAGCCAAGACAAAACCGUCAUCUAGCCUCAACAGCCUCAAGCGAGACCUGGAGAGGGAGAGGAUGAGAGAGUGGGAGAAGGUGAGGGAGAGGGAGAGGGAGAAAGAGAGGGAGAAGGAAAGGGAGAGGGAAAGAGAGAGGGAGAAAGAAAAGGAAAAGGAGCGAGAUAGGGAGAGGGAAAGGGAGAGGGAGAGAGCGAAUGAGGCAGCAGCUGCGGCCAUGCCUAGCCUGGACUCGAAGAUCCACACCUUCCUCCAGGGGAACCCCGCCUUCAGUGAGAUGGGGCUGGGCCUGGACGACGGGGACCCCACCGGCAGCCCUCUCCUGGUGGGGGACAAUGCAGACGGCACCCCUGUUCGAGAUGAAGCGGCAUCUACUCCCACCCAGGACGAGAUUAUGGACACCCCUGAGCCCUCUGAGGUCCACGGGCGCCAGGGUGAGUCCCAGAAGUCUCAGGCGCUGUCAGGGCGCCCCAACCUUUCGCCGACCGCCUACCGCAGCGACCUGUGGGACGCCGUCAUUAACCCCAGAGAGCUGUUAGGCGAUGUCAGGCCAAAGGAUGGGGACUACCGCCCCAAUGCCCUGCGGCACCCCACAUUCCCUCCCGCUAGCAAGAAGGCCGCCAAACCUUCGGUUAGGCCGAAGGAGGACGAGCCCAUGAUGAAGAGGAAGGCCCCGGUAGCAUCCUCUUCCUCCCUGGAGCAGAAGGUCAAGGUGAGCCGCAAGGCAAGCUUGGAGGAGGGGCGGCCGGCGGAGGCGGAAGAGAAGGGGAAGAGAGGAGGGAAGGAGGUGGCGCCCUCUGGUGGCGGUGAACGACAGCAGUACCAUCGCAUUGAGACUGUGGUGUCGUCCAACUGCGGAGAGGGCACGCCCAUCCAGACGCUGGACUCCGGCUUCAGACGGCUGUCUGGAGAGCGCAUCCAGACUGUGGAGAGCAUCCGCGUGAUUGGCCGAGGCAUGAGGAGAGGAGGCGGAGUCAGCGCCCGCGGACCCGAGUCCUGGUACGAAGAGCAGGCGUUCAUGGAGGACGCCUCCGAAUCAGCCAACGAGCGGAGCGGCGGUGGUUUAGGGUUACCCCCGUCACCUGCCCUUCACAUGCCCCCCCCACCACACCCCCACAUGCCUCAGGGGGCAUACCAGCCACCCUACAGCAACGAGGACCCCCAUCAGCGCUCACACACACACCCACACCCACAGGCACACGCACACACACACCCCCACACGUUGCCACAUCAGCAUCAGCAUCAGCACCAGCACCAGCACCAGCAGCGGCCGCAGAUGCCCCCCCAUCCCCCCGGCUCCCACUUCUUCCCGCCCUCGAUCCCCCAACGCCCCCCUCCACCCAUCCCUCAACUUCCCCCACCCCCCAGGGAGUUCAUGUCCACUACUUCAGCAGUCAUGGUCGGAGGCGUGCUGGUGCCUAUCGACAGAAUCCUGCCUAACCCCCCCUCCAACACUACACGUUCCGAGGGUGCAGAGCGCGGGGGUGCCGGUGGCCCCCCCCAGAAUCGCGACAGAGUAGGGAAGUCCCCCACCACCCCUCUGACCCCCCGCCCCCUCAUGUCCUCUCUACUUGGAGACCCCCCUCCCCUCCCCCGUCCCGGGACGGUCAAAGAGCAUUUCACCCCACGCCACACCCCCCCUUUGCACCGCCCGGGUGCCCCCGGCGUCCCCCCUCCGCUGCUGGGCCACGUGAAGGAGGGUCCUGGUCCCAGCCCCCCUCCCACCACCACCCCCUCCUCCUCCGCCCCUUCCUCUCCUGCCGACCCCCAGCCCCUCCUCCCAAACCGCCUGCCCACCCCAAACCAGAGCCCUCGCACCCCCACCAGCCCGUCCCCCCAGCCUCGCAACCACAGACGCCCCCCCUCGCCCUCCUCCCAUCUGCGCCUCCCCUCCCUGGCCCUCCCUCUGCGCCCCCCCCUCCCCACUCCUCCCCAGAGACCUAACCCGAGAGGCCAGACCCCCUUCCUGCUCCGUACCCCUCCCUUUGAAAGAAAACCCCUCUUUACCGGGGGCAAGCGCCCUGCAUUUGGCGGAAACCAGGGGACAGCGUUCCCCCCCAAAAGACCCUUCUUGCCCCCCCGCUACUGA